GCCCAAUUAAUUUGAAUCCUGGGUCGACUAAAAGGGAAACAAAAAUCAGGUGUUACGCAAAUGAUCAGAUGCUACGUGGCCUCCUCUCUUUCACUAUUUCAUCCAACAUACACGGCGUGAUUGAGCAAAACUACGAAAAUUUAAAGCAGAGAAUUGUGAAGGAAAGGAAAAAUGGCAGUUGUUACAGUGUUAAGGGGCGUCUCUUAUGGGCGCUUACCACUACUCCCCAGUUCUCAGUUGCCAAUUAUAAGUGUCACAGCUAGACCAAGAAACAUUGGUUAUGGGAAUCGUCCAAAUGUUUUAAGAAUAUCUGCUCGUUAUUCACAGGCACAGGAUCUAUUCACUACUCGUCUUCAAGAUCGUCUAGAGAACUUGCCCAAACUUGUGGAGGAUAUUGUACAAACAUCUCUAAACACAGGUCCUCGUGGAGCCUUAAGGUUAGCUCAGGGUGUCCAAGCUGUAGUUGGAGUAGGCAGUGAGUGGCUGCAAGACAUAUCUAAGAUGGCAAACUCAUCCACGGGACUACCAACUGAGCUGCAGCUUGGGCUAUUAUCUCCCCUAUAUUUGAGGAAAUUGUUUGAACGCAUGGGUGCAACUUAUAUCAAAUUAGGUCAGUUUAUUGCAUCUGCACCCACGUUGUUUCCACCAGAGUAUGUUCAAGAAUUCCAAUACUGUUUUGACAGGGCUCCUGCAGUUCCUUUUGAAGAGAUCCAAAAAAUCAUGCGUGAAGAACUAGGCAGACCAAUUGAUACCGUGUUUGAAUAUAUUGAUCCCACACCACUUGCCUCUGCAUCAAUUGCUCAGGUGCAUGGUGCAAGAAUAAGAGGCACAGGAGAGGAUGUAGUGAUAAAGGUUUUGAAACCUGGAAUAGAAGAUAUUUUGGUAGCAGAUCUGAACUUUAUUUACGUUGUAGCACGUAUCCUGGAGUUUUUGAGUCCUGAUCUAAGCCGUGCAUCUCUGGUUGCUAUUGUCAAAGACAUACGAGAAUCAAUGCUAGAAGAAGUUGACUUCAACAAGGAGGCUACAAAUAUUGAGUCAUUUAGGAGGUAUUUAGAAGCCAUGGGACUUACUAUGCAGGCCACUGCUCCAAAAGUCUACCGUCAAUGUAGUACUAAGCGUGUUCUGACGAUGGAGAGGCUAUAUGGCGUACCUUUGACAGACUUAGACUCUAUUAAGUCACUGGUUUCUAGUCCUGAGACCAGUCUUAUUACUGCCCUAAAUGUUUGGUUUGGAAGUCUGCUCGCCUGUGAAUCUUUCCAUGCUGAUGUACAUGCCGGCAAUUUGUGGCAAUUACGUGAUGGGCGUAUUGGGUUCCUUGACUUCGGAAUUGUUGGUCGUAUAUCUCCAAAGACGUGGGCUGCUAUGGAAGUAUUUCUGCAAUCUAUAUCCAUUGAAGAUUAUGAGUCGAUGGCAUCUGCUCUAAUUGACAUGGGUGCUACUGGAAAGGAUGUGGACUCAAAGGCUUUUGCGAGGGACUUGGAGAAAAUAUUUUUGUCAAUUCAGGAUUUAGAUACAGAAAUCAUUGUUGCUGCUGCCAGGGACACAAAUACAAAUGCGACCACCGUCGCUGCCAAUGUAGCAUUUGAUGAGAGACAGAUGAAUGCACUAUUUCUGGACGUGGUUAGAGUAAGUGAAUCUUACGGAUUGAAAUUUCCUCGUGAGUUUGCACUUCUGAUGAAGCAACUUCUCUAUUUUGACCGCUACACCAGAUUGUUAGCUCCAAAUAUGAACAUGUAUCGAGAUCAGAGGAUCAAGCUCGUCUCAAAUCAAACACGAAGGAACAUAUACCAAUGAUGAUUGUAAGUCACACCAAAGGAUUGUUGCCCUUCCUGAGAUUUUCUAAUAUACUGUAGCUUAUCAAAAGAAAAUAAGUUUCUACUAUACUGUAUAUAAACGUUACCAUCAACUUUACACAAUAGAGGGGAAAAGAAAUUGUAUCAUAUUUUUCUGAUGUAUGAUGUUGGUUGAUGUGGAUCCCAUAUUUGUGGGAAGAGAAAUUUGAAAUAGAACUUUGAAUAUUUGUUCA
Messenger RNA from Lycium ferocissimum, 2026 nucleotides. RefSeq lists its product as uncharacterized. Lineage: Eukaryota; Viridiplantae; Streptophyta; Magnoliopsida; Solanales; Solanaceae. The record is from RefSeq and is a predicted model, not a curated record. The transcript has 12 exons. Gene Ontology annotation, cellular component: plastoglobule; plasma membrane. Bases 172 to 1794 code for a protein of 540 amino acids.